AAUCCGGCCAUGCCGCCUACCAAGGACCAGGGUAAUAAGUACAACUACACGAGGAGUUUUUCUAAUAACGAGAUGUCAAUGUCAGCACGGGUCUACCAUCCAGCCACGAACCUGAUGCCGCCAUCGCCUCCCAUUUCCCCCACCGGCAUAGCUCCCAGCUUCAACACCAAAUACUCACCCACCAGCACCUUCGGAAGACAAAACAGCCAAUCAAAUUCGAAAUACUCCUCAUGACAGAGAAUUAAAACAUGGCGGAGCAGAAUCGAAUAAAAACAAAAGACGAUCGCGCGGGAAAGUUGAAAAUGGAAUCUGUUCGGUCCAGCUGCGUUCAAGAUUCUGAAUGGUGGUUUUAACGUAUCGUUCAAAUUAUUAAACUUAUGUUUAAUUGAUAUAACAGAAUCACCACGUUUUAGUGGUGCUGUGUUUUGAAACUGUGUUCUUAGUUAAUAAAACUGAUGAAUUAAAUAAAAUACUUAUUAAGAAUUG
This is a messenger RNA of Plutella xylostella (diamondback moth), 486 nucleotides long. RefSeq lists its product as uncharacterized. Lineage: Eukaryota; Metazoa; Arthropoda; Insecta; Lepidoptera; Plutellidae. The record is from RefSeq and is a predicted model, not a curated record.